GGGAAGGGAAAGGAAGAGGCCGCCUCGGGCUUUCCCGCGGGGAAAGAAAAUUACAGCCACAGCUGAGAGCUUUUUGUGUUUAUGUGGCAGCCAGCUAAGCCCUGGGCAGUCAGGUAGGCUGCUGUGAGCUGGCCUCAAACAGCCCCAUGCGGAGAGACCUUCUGAAGGAGUAAAUACAUUUAAUACCGCCUAAAAAUACAUUUCCUCACUCUGCAUUUGGUAUCCUCUUGAAUUUUGCAGUUACAAGCACCUCAGGAACCUUUACUUACCGAAAUGAAACACAAUCUGGUGUGUCAGACACCUCCCACUGUCACUGUUCAUGUAAAAUCGAGUGCAUCCAGAUCACAUCAGCAAAAAAAACUUUAUAGACUAAAGAGACCUGCUUUUAAAGACCAUCAAGAAAAUUGUGAAAAAGGGGUCCCUAGUCAGAAAUAUAAAUGUCCAAAGGGACCAUGUCUAGUUAUUCAGCGUCAGGAAAUGACAGCUUUCUUUAAAUUAUUUGAUGAUGAUCUAAUCCAAGACUUCCUUUGGAUGGACUGCUGCUGUAAAAUUGCAGACAAGUAUCUCUUGGCAAUGACUUUCGUUUAUUUCAAGAGGGCUAACUUCACAACAAGUGAGCAUACCAGAAUUAACUUCUUUGUUGCUCUGUAUCUGGCAAACACAGUUGAAGAAGACCACGAAGAAGCAAAGUAUGACAUUUUCCCAUGGGCUUUGGGAAAAGCCUGGAGAAAGCUCUUCCCCGAUUUCUUAAGGUUGAGAGAUCAACUAUGGAGUAGAAUUGACUACAGGGCUAUUGUGAGCAGACGCUGCUGUGAAGAGGUGAUGGCUAUUGCUCCAACACAUUACAUAUGGCAGCGAGAACGUUCUAUGCACCACAGUGGAGCCAUGAGGAGUCACUGUGACGAAGUACAGCUGCCCCGAGGACCCAGCGCUACCCCUACAGACUGCCUGCUGUGCGGCAAGAAAGGGAGAUUUGUGCGACUGGGAUUAUCAUCUUCCUCCUCAUCUACCGACACUUUGGAGAUGAUGGAAUUACAUUCAUCCCAGAACUCAAAGGACACCCUUCUGACUGAAAAAAUGCUUGUUGACUCUCCUGCUUAUGCCCAAGACUGUCAGAGACUGUCCAGCAAAAGGCAACCAUGUAGCACCUUGAACCAAGAUAAAUCCAUGGAUUGGUUUAUAAGCAAUGAAGAAUGAAAUACACCCGAUGAGACAGAAACAGAUGCUGUGAUUUGCAGAACAAUCUGUGCUGCAUCACAGAUGCACCAGACCUGAUGAUUCCCUUAAAACUUUUCCCUUUAAAUAGUAGGUGGGGUUUCAAACUUCACACCAAGUAGAAAUCAAAGCAGUCAUUACUUAAAAGUUACACAACUUGCAAAAUGUAGCAGCUACUUUGCAAUGUUUUAUUUUAUUCUGAUACAAUAUUCAAAUUAGCAGCUAACGCAGCAGCAGCAUCAAGAAAGCAGUGGCCGAAACUUUCUCAGCUUGGUAAGGAAUGCUAAUCAAAAAACAAAAGAAGUUACUACUUCAGUAUUUCAGUAUGCAAUGAUUAUUUUAUUAUUAUAAGUUUUAUGAUUUCAUGACAUAGUAACAUGCCAAAUGCUAGUGCAAAAAAAAAAAAAAAAAGUAGUACUUUCUGGAAAUAAAAUAUCACUACA
Molecule: messenger RNA, 1658 nt
Organism: Lepidothrix coronata (blue-crowned manakin)
Lineage: Eukaryota; Metazoa; Chordata; Aves; Passeriformes; Pipridae
Gene: SPDYA
Product: speedy/RINGO cell cycle regulator family member A
Exons: 7
Coding region: 274-1197 (307 amino acids)
Biological process (GO): positive regulation of cyclin-dependent protein serine/threonine kinase activity
Molecular function (GO): protein kinase binding
Source: RefSeq, a predicted model, not a curated record